Molecule: messenger RNA, 8900 nt
Organism: Caenorhabditis auriculariae
Lineage: Eukaryota; Metazoa; Nematoda; Chromadorea; Rhabditida; Rhabditidae
Source: the annotation of a GenBank genome assembly
AUGUUCCAUCAAAAGCCGCAUUUCCGAAAGUCCCUAACAGGACGGCCACUCGACGCUCGUCCCAUGGACUUCUUCGAUCGAAUGCCGCCAUCUUUGAAAAAUGUUUGUUCUUUUUUCGUUUUUCUAUCAGUAAGACGCGUUUGUUGCGACACUAGAGGAAGCUGUGAAAUAUUUUCUACGCACUAUUGUUCUCUAUUCUGAAAUUCUUUAGUGAAUUACGGCUUGGCUCAGAACUGAAUAAUCACUAAAAAAGACUCUUCACGGGGACAAAUUUCCUUCAAAUUUUUUUUUUAUGAAUUUCCAGCAAAUAACUCUUGAAACGAAGUUGAGUUCUUGAACGUGUUAGGCGGGCUGGGAAGGCGUUAUUGAUCUGAAAAAUUAAAACUAGAUGUUUUCUUUCAGAAGUUAAUCUGGAAGGUCAUGAUUAUCUAGAAAACUUAUUGACGAAAUACCUCUUUCGCUGUUUCUCGAGAAAUUGCCUAAAAAUAAAUUUGAUUAGAGUAAGAAUUUCCGAAGGCAUUCAGAACUGGAAUAGUCCCAGAAGUGAGGAAGGCCGAGGCGGCGUCUAUUUUCUAUUCUUCCACGAAUUUUUUUGUUAAAAUUUCCGCCUCGAUUUAACACAGAGCAUACUAAUUUUCAGCGCGAAUUCUUUCAUUCUUCUUUUUUUCUUCCUUUUUCUUAUUGUGUUCAUUUCUGCUUAACAAGUGCUCUUCUUAGAACGGUUCCAAUUUUUUCCACUGGCCUCAUGACUUCUGCACGAAAAUUGGCAAAAAAGUAGUUAAUAAAUUUGAAGUUUCAGUAAAGGAUUCUUGCACUCAAAAAAAAUUUUUAUACGUUAAUGAAAUGAAGGAAAACUCUAUGAAGAAACUCAUAAAGGAAAAGACUUUAAUGGAAAAAAAAGUCGGAAUUGUUAUUUUUGUUCAAGUUAGAGGUUAGUCUUCUUUGUCAGUCUGAAAAAUAAUGCGCUCCAAGGAUAUUCAUCCAUCUUUUCACCCAAUUUUCAAUUCCAGAUAUCUUUUGACUUUUUAGUUAUUCACCAAAGAAUCAUCAACUCACUAAUUUUUUGAUCUAAAUAAGUUUUCAGACACUUAUUACAUCUAACAAAACUAUUAAUGAUAGUGAAUAUUCGUGCAUUGAGAAAAAACUUUUUUAAACCAAAUUUGAGGUUAUCAACUAAUAAAAGUGUCAUUUUUUUUUUCUUCAACCUGUUUUUAGAACUAUGUAAGAUCUAAAAAUAUGCCGUGUGAAUAAAUAGCGAGUUUGCGUGUCAGUCUAUCAUUGCUGAAGAAAUAACCAAAAAGAGAGUUUUAUAGGUUUAGGUGAAUUUGUCGUGUAAGACGAUGACCAAACAUUAGAUUCGCUCCCAAACUCAAUAAAUAUUUCUACUUUGGAGAACCCCGCAAGGCGAAGAACCUAUGCUCUUCGCUUUUUUCGCGGAACUUCCUCUUUUUUUUUGACUUUCAAACCCAGACUUACAAGAUCCCCACUAUGUAAAGCUGUGAGCGUUCUCAAUCAGAUAGAGACUUUCAGAUGAUUUUCAACUUUUCGCGAUAGUUCGAAAUUCAACUUUUUUCAAAAAAAUUUUUCUUAAACUAUUGGACGCUUUUCAUCUGUCACGCGGAAUUUUUUUAGCCUGAUUUUGAUUGAAAGUUCUUAAAGAUUUUUUUUUUUGAAUGACCCGAAAAUUUGUAUAAUCGGUCUUGAGUAUUAUUAAGUCAAGUUGGCGCUCGUAUGUUGGUUAUCGAGGCUUGAAACGGUAAAAGCGGUGGAUUUUAUGUAACAAAAGUAAUCGAAAAUUAGCCCUGCGGGUCCAUCUUCGAGCACAUCCGAUGCAUGGAAACUUGACGUCAUUUUUCGCCUGUCAUGUACAAUAUGACGUCAUUUUUGAGAGCUUUGCUCCAUCUUUUCCAUGUCUCAUGUAUGAGUCAUUGUUCAGUUUGAGACAUAGACUUCUUUUUUUUUGUAAUGUCUUUCUUUCUUCUUUUUGUUAUCCGUAUUUUUUAAGCCAUUGAAUAUCGCCAUAUAACGCUUAUCUUACAAAACCAACUUAUCAAUAAUUUUUUUUUAAAAACGAUCGCAGCCUGUCCAAUGAAUCUUUUCAAAGGUUUGCAAAGUUUUCUUUUUUAUAAAAAGUGCUUUGGAAAAAUUUUCUUAAACUUUCCCGGUAAUAGACGUGCUCACGUAUGUCUGCAACUCCCGUUCCCUAUCAUUAUUUUCCGAAUAAUCUGUCAUUUUGUCUUCAUUUAUAGACUAUUUUAUCAAACAGCAGUACAACGGUUACGUACGCAACUCGUGCACUUUGGUUGAAUGGCUUGUUUUGUAAGCCAAAGGUCACGAUUCCCGCCCAUUUUCAGCUAAAACGAAUAGCUUCGGCAAUAUUUUCCGAUUCAUCGCGCUCAUUUUUGGUGAACCUGUAAGAGCCCCAUCCUUUUCUUGCUGAUGCUCAUCAGUUUUUCACAAAUGUUUAUCACAACAUUCGGUAGGAAAUACUGCAGGUUGUGCAACAAGAAACGUUGGAUGACACUCAUUUUGUGACGUCAAAUCCUAUUUUUGUUUUCGCAAAAAUAUUAAUGAAAAGAAUGGCCGCCCUGAGUUUCCUGUUAUUUUUGCUAUUUUCGGUGAUGGGAGGCGGCUUCGUUUCUAUUUGUUUAUUGUGUUUCAUGAGGUGCAAACUGGGGGAUGAAGAAACAGUGCCAAAGGCGAUGAACUAGUUCAUUUCAGCUGUUCUUUGGCAUUGCGUCUCAUUUUCAAAAGUUUCUUCUUCAAAUUUGAACUCGAAAGCUCGAAAUUAUUCCGAGAGAGUCUUCUAGGGAGGUUUUAGCGGAAAAAAUAGCUUUUUUCGAAGUUUCUCACGGGUUAAAUAUUCACAGACACGUGCCUCUCAAGCGGCUCAGUUUAUUGCUAGAAGAGCGAAAAAAAGAACACUUUGGUCUUCAUUCUUUCUUUCUUUUUUCAUCUUAGUCUGGCUUCGAGAAGGAAAACCUAUCCGAUUUCUAGAAACUGUCGAUGGUAUUCAGGCCGUAGAAGAGGUUUUCUUGAAACUUGGCUCUAUUCAAUCAAAAAUUUCAUUAAACAUUGUUAAGAAAUUCGUUUGACUAAUAACUAACGCCUCAGAAAAUCACAAACACAACGAAAAAGGUGAGUUGAAAAGUUUGAAGCAAGCUGUCUUUUUCUUUCGACACACUUAAUUUCAUGUUUUCUCUGCAAAGGUUCAUACUUUGAUUCAUCCCUCCAAAACGAAUUUCAUGUAGGCGGCGAUUUCAGUUUAGUUUUUUUUUGUUUCUAAAUUGCAUCCAAACACGAACUUUGGCGUUUUAAAACAUUUUCGAGGUGAAAUUUCUCUUCGCGAACCCGCGUUUCACAAACCGAACGUUAGAUUGAUUCCCUCACAGAACAUUUUCUUUUUUUGAGAAUCUAAAAAAAAAAUUCUAAUUAUUUGUUAUUUUUUCCAUCUAGCCAUAAUUUAAAAGUUAAUAAUCAGGAAAAUGAUUAAAACACAUCUUCGAUCGAAAAAGAUAUUUCAGUAGACAUUUAGGAUGAAGGACAAGAAAAUUCUUUUUUUUUCCUGAGUUAAACGGUCAAAUUUCUUUCUUCACGGACCUUUAUAAAGUGCGUUCUCACUGGAAUUCUCUAGUCUGAAAGUUUUCUGAGAGAUCCAAUUAGAAAGUUUAAUUGGAAUAACACGUCCCCUAGAUAAUUUUUGCCGUGUUCUUACCCAAAAUAUUUGGAAUUUCUCUGAAAAGGGUUCUUUAGACUCGCUUUCCGGUCCCUGGUGUGAAUUUCAGCAAAAAGACCUAUUUUUCCAAAAAUCAUUAAUUAUUUUCUGGUUCCUGGGCGUGUCUGGGUGCCUACGCAUGAGAAUGACAGGCUCAUUUUUGUGAUAAUUUAUUUUUAAACCCAUUGAAAAUAAUAUCGGCUUUUACCUUUUUGGAAUUUCAUUCAAGUUCCUAAGGUUAGAUUCUUGCUCCUUAUGAUGCUAUGCCACAAAAACAGUGAUAAAAAGUUUUAUGCUUGCGAGAUUUUUGAAAUUUGUGGAUGAUUUAAAAGUUCGAUUAAAAAAGGAUUUUUUUUAUUUUGCAUCUGUCAAAAAGUUCAAAUCUAUUCAUUGCGGUUGGAUACGUUCAGCUUUCGCUACAUACGGAGCCUUUUAAGUCCAAAAAUGAUUUUCCAUGCGAUUUACUUCUUGUUAAAGAACUCUUCCGACAUCCCCUUACUGUUUCGACUACUUGCUGCACUUUUCAUAUCGAAAAAAAAAAUCGCUUGCUUUAAGAUUAUUCAGACUAUAAAAAAAUGAUACUUCUAGUGAGUCUCAUUAGUUGUUAUUUUUUUGAAUCUUAAAAAAAUACUCGAAUUUGAUUCGGUUUUUGAUUUCAAAAAAACGCUAUUAAGGUCACCAUCUUUUUGGCUUAUAACGCGUCACUCGAAUGUAUUUUUUUACUGAUGCUUUCGUUUCACGACAUAGUUCCUUUUCUGGUGAAGUUCGGCUAUGAAUUUCCCCCACGAAGAUUAAAUAAUUGAUGAAUUUUUUUAACAAUCGUCUUUUUGAAGAAAUGCUUCUCACUUUAUUUCCAUUAAAAUGAACUUUUUUUGUUUUACAUAUCGAAGAAAAACUUCAAAAAGCCCUCGAUUCGAAUUCAGUUCCACACUUCGAACAAUCACUAAUUCUAUCAACUAUUCUUUUCAAUCCUUACACCGCACGCUCAAAACAACUUUAAAAAAUUGAAAAAAAAAAAUAAAAACGAGUGGGCAGAAGGGACAGAGGAAGUUCUCUCCAAAGAUUUCUUACAGGGUAUAAUUUGGCGGAGGCAACUCAAAAAGUUUGCAGAAGAAGGAUCCACCCUAAUCGGCUUAUUUACCUGAUCUUUAACACCUUACUCAACCAAGCAUUAUUUUAGCGUUGGAAGGAGGAAAUAAUCAGUCUCGUUCAGUUCUCCCGACGCCUUUUGGCUAUCCCAGAGAAACCUUUGCCUUCAAAGCCUCCUUAUAGUUUUGCUCCAAGCGCAGUUCAAAAGAGAACUUGUUUCUACUUCCUUUUUUCGUUCCUGCAUUGCUCGACUAGGACAAAAUUACUCAGAGCAAAGCUGUGCUCAAGUUUUACUUCCUUUGACGUUUAUUUUCCAGCUGUUCAAUCAAAUGUCGGCCAUCGGAAUGGAAGAGAACGAUCAACAAAAUACUUCGGUAGAGCAGGUUUGGUCCAAACUCUCAGAUUGAAAAAUAAAAUUUUAAUUUUGCUCAGAUUCAUCUUGCCGCUCUAAAAAGAGGAUUGCAAGAUUAUCAGUUUUGAAAAAAAAGGAUAUGUUCAAAUCAAUUAUUCAAGUCUUAUAUAUAAGUCUUCCCACAUCUUUUAGGUUAUUGUGUUUGAAGAAGUUAUUGAAAAUCUGAAGACAUUUUUUGAAACUAUUAUUAAAAUCUCGAAAUAACUUGAGUCGGCGAAUAUUUUUUUGAAGAACAUAAACCUACUAUCGAAAUAAAUAAGUGGUUCAAGAAUAAAAAUUGUUUUACGCGGAUUUUUUAUAUUCUUUUAUACCAACAUACGGUGCGAUAAAAGGUUAGAACUUCGGUUUUGAGAGAAUUUUUUUAGGCUCUGGGAGACCAGCCCUCGCUGGAGAUGAUGAUGUUGUACACGAUGGCGAUCAUCAUGCUCACGUUGAUCGGAAAUUCUCUGCUCAUCUACGUCAUUCUCAAAAACAACAGUGUCUUGCGUCGGAAACGAGUGACUCCUGUUCAGGUGAGAAUCGGAAAAAAAAAAUUACUCGGAGUGUAAAUAGGAUUUUUGAAAAUGAGUUUUGUAUCCCUAGGAGUUGGGAUCCCGCCCACGUAUGAUCAAAAGACAUAAAUUUCUCUCUUCAAUAAGAAAAUUAAGAUGUUGAUGUUGCACAUGUGCGCGGCCGACCUGCUUUUCGCUCUGAUCGCCAUGGCGCCGACGAUUUUGAUCGCGGCCACCGUCCCGACCUUCCACGGACCUAACUGGCUCUGCAAAUUCGUCAAGUUCCUAGCUGUACGUUAUCAAAAUGGAAAUUUAUUUGAUUUUGUUCUUUGCUUUAUUUCCAAAGAACAUUAUGUCUUCACUGUCUUCUGCUUCAUAUUUUGAAACGGGAGAACGAAGUUCGAGUUCCAGGUUCUGCCGAUGUACGCCUCGUCGUUCCUGCUCGUGGCGAUCAGCGCCGACCGUUACCAGGCAUCGGACUUGUUUUGACGCGUUCUCUCAACUCGCAGUUUCAGGCGAUCUGCCGUCCGCUCGCCUCGAUGAAGUCUUCGGCCUACAAUCGACCCUCCAUGUACGCCGCCUUGGCCUGGUCGGCCGCUCUUCUCUUCAGCACGCCCCAGAUAACUUUCUUCGAGAAGAUCGACGGCGAAUGUGUCGGCCACUAUACCGACGACUACCAAGUCAGCAUUUCGUUCCAGAAAGAUCCUCAACUAAAACUGAAAAACCCUUAAAAUUUCGGUUCUGAAGGCCAGUAAAUCAUGCGGUUAUUAAUGACACCCCGUUAUUUUUCUUUGUUUUUCAGUUGGAAUUUUCAGAGAAGUCUUUAUUAUUUUUUCCAAAGACCAAUACUUGGUGCCAAUGUCGAAAAAAAUUUACAUUCCCGCAUAAACGUGCUUUUUGCAUCUGCAAAGUUGCUCUAUGGAGACAUGGUUUUGUCAAUUUUCAUUUCUUCAUUUCUUUUUAUCCGGUUUAAAUAUUUUUUCUUAUGCUCGAAAAAUCCUCCGUUCUGGAAAGUUCUGAUGAGGAUAAGGCUGAGAAAUAUUGUUCGCUUUUUUUUUAUCAAUAAUUUGUAAUUAGUGAAUUUUAACCUGAGUUUCAAUAAAACUCGAAAAAUUUUUUAGUACGCUCUGUACGUGACGGUGUUCAACACGGUGGUGUGGCUGCUGCCGUCGGCCAUCGCCGGAUAUCUCUAUUUCUGCGUUUGUCGCGCCGUCUGGAGAAGCACCUCGUUCGGCAGCUCCAUCCGAAACGUCCACAACAACAACAAGAACGAAAGCUACUGCAACAAGGAGCUCAUCGCCAGGUUCGACAUCAAAGAAGAAUGCGUGAGAAAAUCAGAGUUUCAGAAAGAAGGAAGAAGUUCUCCUUGCACCGCUCAGCGGCGGAAUGCAAGCCCACCACAAUGGUUCGAUUUCUCGAAAUUCCAAAUGAUUCCGGAAUUUGUUCAGGAGCGACGAUGCAAUGCGUGGAACUGGACCGACGUCGUGUCCAGACCGUCAAACUCACCCUGACCAUCGUCGCCGCCAACUUCCUUCUUUGGGCACCCUUCUGCAUCACCAGCGUCAUCGAUGCCCUUUGGCCCGGUGCCCUCAGUCAGUUUCCCCAAAAACUUUGGCCUCUUUAAAAACAAUCCUUCUUUCAGUAAUCAACUAUCUGUGUUAUACAUUAUUGAAAGUAAUAUAACGCAUUUCAAAAAUUGAGCCAAACUUCUCAUUUCAAUGGUUUUUUUUGAAAGAAAGUCUCGAAGCUUGAAAUAUACACGUAUAUCGGCAUGAGUCAUUUCAAGGGACCUUUUUCUGAAUAGAGUCGGUUUCAGACCCGACGUUUGCCACCUACAUCAUGACGUUCGGAAACAUCAACAGCUGCGUGAAUCCCUGGCUCUGGUUCCACUUCAACCGUCCGCAAUUGCGUCGUGCGAUGCCCUGCGGCAAAACCACCGAGCCGUUCAUCGCCUCGUCAGUUUCCUUUUCGAAUCUUCAGGAAUUCCCUUCAAAACUUUCAAAAAAAAGUUAUAAUUCUCAUGAAACAUUGCAUCGUGACUUUUCCUCUUGACAUGUUUUGUAUGUGAGAGCUUGCGUUGCGGUGAAUUCGAUCUCGAAUCGUACUGUCCGUUCUUUUUUCUUAUCAACGAAACAGCACUGCUAGUUAUAUUUCUGAAUUGUUUCCUAGUAUAAGCCGGAAAUCGAUACGUAAUAACUAGCCAUUAGUGAGAAAAACCCCUAACAGUUGGCUAGAAAAACAAGGUUUAGACUUUUUUCCAGUCAGAAAGUCACCCUAAGAAGAUUGAAUUGUCUGAAUUAGAGAGGUUGUCAAGAAAAUAUUCAGACUUUUUUCGAAGAUUAUUUUAUUUUUUUCGCAAAAGAGAAUGAUCAACUUAUGUAACUUUGGAAUUUAUUCCUCGAAAAAUUCGAAAUUUUUCGAAAAUUUCGCUGUAGAUACGCUGCAAUAUAUCAGAUGUGUGAUCAGAGGUCAUAUGCAUGAAAGUUUGCGGUUUAUAAAUGCUCGGUUGUGAAUGAACUUUGAAAAAAAAAAUUUUAAAUGCUCAAUAUUUGCUUAUCACAAGUUUUGAGUUUUGAAGCCGUCGGGGCUUUGCGUUUUUAGACUGGGAAAUUUCAUGAAUGAAGAAACUGGAUGUGAUGCUACAAAAAAUCAAAAUUUAGAAGCAACCCAAAUCUAACUUCAUUCUUAAGUUUCUGAUGUGAAAAUAUGCGCUCUGUUUCAUGAUUAGCCGAAUUACGCAGAACCGCAAGUAACGUAUACGACGUUCGCCGCGAUUUGAAACUUUUCGAGUGUCUGCGUCUCUCUGUUCCCUCAUCGGCGAUUUCAGAGAAACAUGAAAAUAGCACGUAAUGAUAUGUUCAAAGUAAUUUUGACGAAAUGCAAAAUUAUCUCUGAGUUAUUUUUUUCUUUCUCUUCACUUUUUGGAUUCCGCGGAAUCACUUGAAAAAGGCGUGAAUAUUAGAGCGUUGCCGAGAGAGCAAGAGGAAGUAGAGAAAAACAUCAGUUUCAAGUCGCGGCGAACGCGGGAAAAAAUUUCAAUAAAAGCAUCUUGAGUUUUGUUGCAAUGGUCAACGCGUCUUGAAAUGCCGUUUUUGCUCGACGAGUUUGGAGUUGCAGCCGCCGGACAGACAACCAGAACACGGAGAUGACCAACGACGCGAACAACGGAUCCGACUCGAAAGGAUCGCUCUGA